This is a messenger RNA of Annulohypoxylon maeteangense, 2647 nucleotides long. Its product is annotated as SAE2-domain-containing protein. Gene Ontology annotation, biological process: DNA repair. NCBI's taxonomy places the organism in Eukaryota, Fungi, Ascomycota, Sordariomycetes, Xylariales, Hypoxylaceae. The record is from RefSeq and is a predicted model, not a curated record. The transcript has 2 exons. Bases 88 to 2472 code for a protein of 794 amino acids.
ACCAAUUCCAGUCAAACAAUGCAUUUACACAUAUAAAUUGGGCUAUAUAGGGUAUACGGGCUGCCGAGUUCUUACUAACCGAUUCCAAUGGAGAAUUGGUUUAAGGAAGUGGGUAGGCCCGCCUUAUUUGACGCCCUUGCUGGAGCCUGUGAUCAAAUUAACGAGGUCCUUGAUGCGGGACUCGUAUCGCGUAUAUCGGAGAAUACAAGACUUUCCACAGAGCUCGAGCAAUUGAGAAGUCAGGUCUCAGACGCAAAUCAAUUAAGAGAGGAAAAUCAAUCUCUACAGCGACAAAUCCGGGCUCUCAAAGAUGGCGGUUUCACGGAGACGUCAUUUUUAAAUCAACCUAAGCAUCGCGAUGGCUCUAAUAAUCUCCGGAUCCCUCUCGCUCCUAAGUCCGUAAACCAAGUAUCAAAUCCGAGGCGAUCCGUCGAAUCCGGAAAAAAUAAACUGGAUGAAUUGGAGUUUUCCGAGCUUAGAGAAGAACAUCUGAAGCUGGAAGGAAGUUAUACAAAAUUGCGUGGGAAGUACUCAGAGCUUGAGGAUGCUCAUGCAAAAUUAAAUCGGCGGCUUCGCGACAUGACGAAAGCAUACAAUCAAUGGAUGGGUCAUGCAAAUCAGUUAAAUGAAUUGUGCCAGAAGCGUAGCCGUACGAUCAAGAAGCUAGAGGCUCAAUUAAACGAUGCUACAGCUCAGACGUCUGUUCCGUUUCAUGCUAGCUUUUCGUCCAAUGGUUCCAUUCCACCCGAACGUAGGCAGCCAACGACUACUUCUGAGUUGAUAAGGCCUGGAUCGAUACCGAGGGAGUCUCCAUUACUAUGGCCACCUACCGACGAGAACAGUAGUCACGAGUCUCUUCGAAGCACCGUCUCUGCCUCCCCGGAGCUAGCGAAGAUAGCGAAUAGGUUGCGAUCUGACCCGGUGAGAGAUGCCACCCCUCGCUCAAAGGGCCAUAUCUGCACACAAGUUGGAGAGGAAACCUCCUUACCACCUCUCCCUUAUGAUAAGGGUGUAACAAUGGAUGGUGUACUUAUAAAGCACGAGCCAUCAUCGGAUGCCCCGGUUAUAGUUUCGGAGCGUUGUUUGCGCAAGAGGAAGCACGACGAUGACCAGACGGGGGAACGUCGGGCUGUUGUUAAAGUGAAGGCAGAAGAAGAUAGCUCUGGUCCACAAAUUGUUAAUGAGCAUCGCCGAUUUGUGCCACAUGAGAGCAUCGACUUCGAUGCUGAAGGGGGCAGAGUGGAUACACCCAGAAAGCGCAAUAGAACCAAUUCCGAGUUUGAAGAUAUGUCUGGGUUGAACAAUGCCCGGUCACAUACUAACAAUACUCGCUUGGAUGGGGGUCAUGGUCUGGUACAAGAUACGCCAACACGGGGCAGUUGUUCUACACUUCCACAAUUGGAUGAGAAUCCUAAGACUGCCCAUGUCCAAAACACUGCAGCUCAGAAUUCAUCGGGUUUACAGAACGACCCUUCCCCCGCGUUGAAAUUCUUGGGUCGCAGCACCAUGUCUCGGCAAGGACUAAAAGUAAACAUUCUUGCGGAGCGGAAUGAGCCAUCAUCAGCUCUAUGUAACGGGAUUUCGAGUCUUUUGGAGGACGGUGACGAUUAUGGGGCACCAAGGAUUAGCACAAAGAUACCGAAAACUGGUCGACUUCGAGGCCUUCUCGACAAUCCCACACCAAGACAUGAAACUAUCACACCAACUAAAAGUGCGCUACCAAACCAAGCGAAUAUAUCAUCUAUUCUGGAGUCUCAAAUCCCGCCGAGGCGUGAACUGCCCUUUGGGAAGAAUGGAUUGACACCCUUUGAGAAAAGAACGACGAAGACAACCGGGCCGCUCGUUACCCCGGAAACAACAAGUAGUAGACGGGUUUCAACAAGUGCCAUUACGAAGCAAAGUUCGAACCGGCACUCUGAAAGGAGAUCAACGGAUGGAGUGGCUAGUGAUGCAACGCCUUUGAGAAAACGUCCAAAGUCCCAACUAGGCAUUGGUGACUUCAAAAUCAACCCCAAUGCCAAUGAGGGAUAUAACUUCGCUUUCACUGAUGUUGUUCGGAACAAAAAUGAACGAGCCAACCUAGCCGGAUGUGUCCAAGAAGGCUGUUGUGGCCAGACAUUUCGACUACAAGCGCGUGCGCAACGUGGCCAAACUAGUGCACCGGAUUUCCAAACGUCGCUAGAGAAAUACCUAGGCGAUGAUGCAUGGAAGUUAUCAACGAUGACUAAACCUGAGAAGGAAGAGUUAUGGCUUGAGGCCAAAACGCAAGAGCUUGCUAACGAACAUGGGAAACAUCGCCAUAGAUUCCACCGCGCGGCAUCGCCAGUGGGUUUCUGGCGAACAGAUUUCCCGAGUACCCAAGAGGAACAACGGGAUAAAGAAGAAGCUGCUAAGGUAGCACGGCAAACUAUCGACGAAAGAUAUCGGGAGGCAAUGCGGCCUGGCGGAAGAUGGUUGUUUAGAGACGAAUAAGUUCCAACGCGCUGAUAGAAUCCGGAAAUGGACUAGGGGCAACCCUACCUAUAUUGCAUUGAUGUUUGUUGGCGUUGGGUUGAAAGGCAUGGUUUUCGUCGAAGAGCUUCCUCCCUUAUUGAUACCUAUAUAUAACUACCUACCUUGGUACAGUACAUAUGUAGCUUAGAAGAAG